AUGGACCAGCUGGCACGCUGGCAGGAGUUCAUGCAGGAUUUUGACUUUGAAUGCCAGUACCGCCCGGGCCACAAGCAUGGCAACGCAGAUGCCCUUUCCCGCUUUCCCCACGUCACUGACGCAGACCCCGAUGUACAGACAGCCGGCGUUAACGCUAUUGUUGUGUCGGAGCCUACACGCCACGAAUGGGCAACAGCGCAAACAGCGGACCCUGACACGGCCACUAUUUACCGCCACAUGAGUCUAGGGCUUCCCAAACCUGCCGAGCGGGAAAUGAGAGGCACCAGCCAGAGCGCGCGCCUAUUGCUCAACCAGUGGCCCUACCUCACCAAAGAGAAUGACAUAUUGUUUCUCCGUGACCCCACUUCCAACCGGCUACGACCCGUCGUUCUUGGAUGCUUGGUAGAAUCCGUACUCACUGACCUCCACACACAGCUCGGGCACAGCGGCCAACGCCGCACGGAACUCGCUGCUCGCAGCCGCUUCUGGUGGCCUCAACUACGUUCGGCCGGACAACGCUUCUGUCAGUCCUGCGCCACAUGCGCUACGUUCAAACCCCCCUCCACCGCACCUCGUGCCCCGCUGCAACUUAUGACUACCGGCUUCCCGGGAGAGCGUGUCGGCCUGGACAUCGUAGGACCCUUUCCGAUAUCGGUGCGCGGGUUUGAGUACGUAUUAGUCAAGGUGGACUAUUUCACCAAGUGGGUGGAAGCCGUGCCACUCCUCCGCCAGGACGCGGCAUCAGUCGCAAAUGCCAUUAGCCGCACUUGGAUUAGCCGUUGGGGCGCCCCCUUGUCAUUCCAUUCCGACUGCGGCGCUAAUUUUCAGUCCCAGCUCCUACAAGACGUCUGCGAGAUUCUAGAGAUUCGCAAAACCCGAACUACCCCGUACCACCCCGAAGGCAACGGCCUUGUAGAAAGGACCAACCGCACGCUGCACGACCUCUUACUGGCAUUUUCACGGGACGGGCACGAACACGACUGGGACGCACAUUUACCUCUGUGCCUCCUAGCUUAUCGCGGAACAGUACAUUCUUCCACGGGGUUCACACCUCACUACCUCUGGACUGGCCGUGACCUACGCCUCCCAGCCGACCUUCGCUACCCCCUACCCACACCCGACCCGUCAACAUUACACGAGUACGCCAGCACCUCCGAGGGGUCAUACGCUCAGCUCAUAACGCUGCCCGCGUCGCAUUGGGAGUGGCCACCCAGCACCAAAAAGAGCAGUUUGACCGCCGCACCGCUGGCACCCCACACCAAGUUGGCGACCUGGUGA
Molecule: messenger RNA, 1278 nt
Organism: Spirometra erinaceieuropaei
Lineage: Eukaryota; Metazoa; Platyhelminthes; Cestoda; Diphyllobothriidea; Diphyllobothriidae
Source: the annotation of a GenBank genome assembly